CGGCGAGCGUCGUGUUUUGUGUUAGUGUUCGCGAGGGUUCGACCGUGUGAGUGUAUCGUGUCGUUCGUUCGUGUGCUGUGUUUCCCUGUGUUGAUGUGUAGUGUAUCUUGAGUACAGGAAUACACCCUGCCUACCCGGGUGGACGGAUGCAGCAGCACUAGCAGUGCGAGGAUGUGGCCCUUGUUGUGGCUGUGUGCGGGGCUGUGCGCCUCCGCCGCCGCCGCCACAGCACGUCGCUCUGUGGACGUCAUACCUCACGACAUCCAUCCAGGAUACAGCAUCAAGAAGUUCUGCAGCGACCAGUCGCUCAACUAUAGACUGCUGGAGACCGGCUUCUCCCAGUUCUUCACCGUGUUAGAAGACGGUUUAGUGAUGACCACAGCGGACUUGAGUCCUCUAGUGAACAGACCUGUGAACCUAGUGGUCCUGGAAGAGACGCCCAACGCGACGGCGACGCACACGUUGCAGCUGUACGUGCUGGACAGACGGGACAUGCUGAGGUUCCCUCAGGACGUGUACGAGGGCGUGACGGUGCGGGAGAACGCGCCGGCGGGCACCGCGGUGACGGGCCUACCUGUGCUGACGGUGAAGGGCGGCGGCGCGGGCGGUCUGCCUAUCAAGUAUACGAUCGUCGCGGGAAAUACCGACAACGCGUUCGCAAUGAAAAACGUAGAGUAUACGAACAGUUCUGUCGGUGGAGUGACGUUGGUGACGAAGAAACCUCUCGACCGUGAGAGCAUCGCCGCGUACACGCUCACUAUCCAGGCGAGUGACGGGAAAGAUAUCGACAAAGCUGUGACCAAAGUGCAAGUGAACGUGGAGGACGAGAACGACAACAGUCCGGUGUUCAGUCAGAGGGUCUACAGGUUCAGUGUGAGCGGACUGAGGAACCUGGCUGCCAACGGAACGGAGUGGAAGAGGUUCGCCGCUGUAGGGAGAGUGUCGGCGACGGACGCGGACGGUGACAGAGUGGCGUAUCGUCUGGCGGUGCCCAGCGACCUGGUGGUGAUAGUUCCGCAGACAGGAGACCUGCUGCUGGCCGGGGAGCCUCCAGAGUCCGCAGCCCAGGAGGGGUUCGAGUGUGAGCUGACAGUGGAGGCCCACGACCUGAGAACGCCCAACAGAGUGUCCCAAGCACCCGCGCAGGUCUGGCUGGAACUGAACCCCUACGACGAGGACCUGCAGAGCCUAGACUCUCCCCACAGGAUAUCCAAGAGACGAGUGACCCGCGCAGUCAGACCCACUAAGAGGAUCGAGUUCACGGAGGCCGACGGUGAACAGGAAGGCAGAAUAGUGUUUCAACUGGAGAAAGAAACCGAGAGAGAAACGUUCAAGAUUCGAGAUGAAAACCCGUGGGUGACCGUAGAACCGAACGGUGCUGUUAGGGUGAAGAAGAAGUGGGACUACGAGGAGCUGGGACCUGAGAAAACCAUCGACUUCUGGGUGACGAUCACCAAUGCUGCGUCAGGAGGUUAUUGGCGUAACUACAACUACGCUGAGCGUCAGUCCACUCGUCAUUUUCACACAGACAACCAGAGAGUCAUCAUCCACGUCAAGGAUGUCAAUGAUGAGCCUCCGUACUUCAUCAAUCGUCCGCUGCCCAUGCAGGCGGUGGUGCAGCUCAAUGCUCCUCCCAACACUCCUGUCUUCACACUGCAGGCGCGAGAUCCAGACACUGACCACAACAUACACUACUUCAUCGUCCGUGACAGGACUGGUGGAAGGUUUGAGGUAGACGAGAGGUCUGGAGUUGUGCGGACCAGAGGCACCGACCCCUUCCAACUAGACAUGGAGUACGUGCUGUACGUCAAGGCGGAGGAUCAGAACGGACGAGUGGACGAGAGAAGAUACCAGAGCACACCUGAAGAGCGUCUGUCCAUCGUAGGAGGCAAAAGAGCGCCUCAGUUCUACAUGCCGACAUACGAGGCUGAGAUUCCAGAGAACCAGAAGAAGGAUUCAGACAUAAUCUCCGUGAAGGCCAAGUCGUUCGCAGACCGCGAGAUCCGCUAUACUCUGAAGGCCCAAGGUCAAGGAGCCGGUACAUUCAACAUCGGCCCAACCUCGGGUAUCGUCAAGCUGGCCAAGGAAUUGGACUUUGAGGAUCUGCGACAGCCUCAUGUAUACUCUCUGAUCGUCACUGCCACGGAGGACUCUGGCGGAUUCUCUACUUCUGUCGAGCUAACAAUCCGAGUGACCGAUGUGAACGACAACGCUCCAAAGUUUGAACUGCCUGACUACCAGGCUCACAAUGUUGAUGAAGACAUACCUCUCGGAACCUCCAUACUGAAGGUGAAGGCGACCGAUGCUGACUCUGGAACCAACGCAGAGAUACAGUACGAAGUGUCGGACGACCACUUUGCGGUUGACUCCAACGGAAUCGUCAACAACAACAAGCAGCUGGACGCCGACAACAACAACGCUUACUACCAGUUUGUUGUCACUGCUAAGGAUAAGGGAGAGCCCCCCAAGACUGGAACUGCUACUGUUAGAAUAUACACCAAGAAUAAAAAUGACGAAGAACCCAAGUUUUCACAGCAAGUGUAUACACCCAAUGUGGACGAGAAUGCUGGUCCGAACACGUUGGUGACAACUGUCGUAGCAUCAGAUAAAGAUGGAGAUAAUGUUAGGUUUGGAUUUGUUGGAGGGGGUACGUCGUCAGGUCAAUUUGUUAUUGAAGACAUCACCGGUGUGAUUCGUCUGCACGGUAAAGCCAUCUCAUUGGACCGAGACAAGUACGAGUUGAAUGUGACAGCGAUGGAUGAUGGCGAAUGUUGUGUCAACGGACCGGCGACCAUUCACACCAGCACUGCUGUGGUGGUUGUGUUCAUCACUGACGUCAACGAUAACAAACCCAUCUUCAAAGACUGUGGUACCUACUACCCAAAAGUAGAAGAGGGUGCUCAAAACGGAAGCCCAGUUAUCAAGGUACAAGCAACUGAUGAGGAUAAGGGAGUCAAUGGACAGGUCAAAUACUCCAUUGUGCAGCAACCUAACCAGAAGGGCACCAAGUUCACCGUCGAUGAAGAAACAGGCGAGGUUUUGACAAACAAGGUGUUUGAUCGUGAAGGUGACGACGGCAAGUUCGUGUCUGUCACGGUGAAGGCCACAGAUCAAGGAGAUCCAUCCCUGGAAGGUGUUUGCUCCUUCACUGUCGAAAUCACUGAUGUCAAUGACAACCCUCCAUUAUUUGACCGUCAGAAAUACGUAGAGAAUGUAAAGCAAGAUGCCAGCAUUGGUACCAACAUUUUGAGAGUGUCAGCGUCAGAUGAAGACGCUGACAAUAAUGGAGCGAUUGUCUACUCCCUCAGUGCUCCAUACAAUCCUCAAGACCUGGAGUAUUUUGAGAUUCAGCCUGAAUCAGGCUGGAUCGUGCUAAAGAAGCCUCUUGAUCGGGAAAGGUAUCGUCUGCGUGUGAAGGCCUCGGACAAAGGCGAACCUCCGUCGAGCGCCGACGUCGACGUGGAAUUAGACGUUGUUGACCGGAACAAUAAGCCGCCUCUCUGGGACAUGAGCGUUUACGGCCCCAUUCACAUCAAAGAAAAUGUCACAGUGGGUACAGUUGUGACGGCGGUAAAGGCGAGCUCUGGUAUAGAAGGAAAUCCAACAGUUUUCUAUCGCUUGAUGCCCGGAUCUACAGCACAGACCAACAAGUUCCACACGUUCUACCUUCAACAGAGGUCAGACAACGGGUUUACUUGGGCGGAUAUAAAGGUCAACCAUCCACUGGACUAUGAAACUAUAAAGGAAUACAACUUGACGAUACGAGUAGAGAACAACGGAGCCCAGCAACUGGCUUCGGAAGCCACCGUGUAUAUUAUGCUGGAGGACGUAAAUGACGAAAUUCCGUUGUUCACGGAGCGAGAACAAGAAACUGUGUUGGAAGGGGAACCGAUCGGAACGAAGGUUACACAGGUCAAUGCGAUAGACAAGGACGGAACGUUCCCCAACAAUCAGGUUACGUAUUAUGUCGUGGAUUCGCCGCGAAAUGAGGGAAAAGACUUUUUUGAAAUUAAUUUACAAACGGGCGAGAUAUUUACAAAAGUGGUGUUUGAUCGUGAGAAGCAAGGUGCGUACGCUCUGGAGGUGGAGGCCCGAGACAACUUCCCCUCGGCUCGACCUAACAGUGGAGGACAACCUAAUUCAGUGACAAAGUUUAUUCGGAUUGGCAUCGCAGACAAGAAUGACAACCCGCCGUACUUCGACAAGGCCCUGUACGAGGCGGAGGUGGACGAGAACGAAGACAUUCAACACACCGUUCUCACCGUCACCGCCAAAGACCACGACGAGUCCUCGCGUAUUCGAUAUGAGAUCACAAGCGGUAACAUAGGAGGUGCCUUCGCGGUCAAGAACAUGACUGGUGCCAUCUACGUUGCUGGCGCACUUGACUAUGAAACUAGGAAAAGGUACGAGCUACGCUUAGCAGCGUCUGACAAUCUCAAGGAGAACUACACAACUGUGGUGAUCCAUGUGAAGGACGUCAAUGACAACCCUCCUGUGUUCGAGAGGCCGACGUACCGCACACAGAUCACGGAGGAGGAUGACCGGAACCUCCCCAAGCGAGUGCUCCAGGUGACAGCGUCCGACGGAGACAAAGAUCGACCACAGAACAUAGUGUAUUUCCUGACUGGGCAAGGAAUUGACAGCGACAACCCUGCCAACAGCAAGUUUGACAUCAACAAAACUACCGGGGAAAUAUUCGUACUCAAGCCCCUGGAUAGAGAUCAGCCCAAUGGUAGGCCGCAGUGGAGGUUUACAGUGUUUGCACAAGACGAAGGAGGGGAGGGUCUCGUCGGCUACGCAGAUGUUCAAGUUAACCUGAAGGACAUCAACGACAACGCUCCCAUCUUCCCUCAGGGUGUCUACUUUGGCAACGUCACCGAAAAUGGAACCGCAGGUAUGGUGGUGAUGACUAUGACUGCAGUGGACUACGAUGACCCUACUGAGGGAACCAACGCCAGACUCAUAUACUCCAUCGAGAAGAACGUGAUAGAAGAGGAGACGGGGUCACCCAUCUUUGAAAUAGAAUCAGAAACGGGAGUGAUCAAGACGGCAGUGUGUUGUUUGGACCGUGAAAGAACUCCGGAUUAUUCAAUACAAGUGGUCGCGAUGGACGGUGGGGGGUUGAAAGGGACAGGGACGGCAUCGAUACGAGUGAAAGAUAUAAAUGAUAUGCCUCCUAUGUUUACCAAAGACGAGUGGUUUACGGAAGUGGACGAAACUGACGGAACAAACUUACCGGAGACUCCGAUCUUGACGGUUACAGUGCAUGACGAGGACGAGACCAACAAGUUCCAGUACAAAGUUAUUGAAAACAGCGGUUAUGGUGCAGACAAAUUCACAAUGGUCAGAAAUAAUGAUGGCACUGGAUCUUUGAAAAUUGUUCAACCUCUGGAUUACGAAGACCAACUACAAAGCAACGGUUUCCGCUUCAGAAUACAAGUUAAUGACAAGGGUGAAGACAACGACAACGACAAGUACCAUGUUGCCUACUCAUGGGUUGUUGUCAAGCUAAGAGACAUCAACGACAACAAGCCACAGUUCGAGCGACCGAACAUUGAAGUCUCGGUUUACGAGAAUGCUGAGGUCGGCAAAUCUCUGGAAACAUUCAAGGCUAGUGAUCCUGAUCAAGGAGGCAAAAGCAGAGUCUCGUUCGCCAUCGACAGAUCUUCGGACAGGAAGCGACAGUUUUUGAUCAGUCAAGAAGGCACUGUGACGAUACAACGUCAACUUGACAGAGAAGAAACCCCUCGACAUCAGGUGAAGAUCCUGGCCAUUGAUGAUGGGGUUCCGCCCAAGACUGCCACAGCCACCUUGACUGUCAUUGUACAAGACAUCAACGACAACGCUCCCAUGUUCCUGAAGGAAUAUCGUCCAGUCCUACCGGAGCAUGUUCCACCUCGCAAGGUCGUAGAAGUGCUGGCGACAGACGAUGAUGAUCGUAGCAAGUCCAAUGGUCCUCCUUUCACAUUCCGAAUGGAUCCCAACGCAGACGACAUCAUACGAGCCUCUUUCAAAGUGGAACAUGACCAGAAGGGAGCUAACGGAGACGGGAUGGCAGUCGUGUCUUCACUGCGGUCGUUUGAUCGGGAGCAGCAGAAGGAGUAUUUGAUCCCGAUUGUGAUCAAGGACUCCGGUAACCCAGCAAUGUCCGGCACCAGCACUCUUACUGUGAUCAUCGGCGAUGUCAAUGACAAUAAGAUGCAGCCCGGAUCCAAGGAGAUUUUUGUUUACAACUACAUGGGUCAAGCGCCAGACACUGAGAUAGGCAGAGUUUACGUUUACGAUCUUGAUGACUGGGAUCUGCCCGACAAGAAGUUCUACUGGGAAGGACAAGAACAUCCGAGGUUUAAGCUGAACGAAGACUCGGGAAUGAUAACGAUGCGGCAAGGGACUCAGGGGGGUCGGUACCAGUUGAGGUUCAAAGUGUACGAUCGUAAACACACGCAGACUGACAUUCCUGCCAAUGUGACAGUGACUGUGAAAGAGAUUCCUCACGAAGCAGUGGUCAAGUCAGGUUCUGUGAGGUUGGCUGGGAUCACGGAUGAGGACUUCAUCAGAGUAUGGAACUACAGGACACAAAGCAUUGUGAGAAGUAAAGCAGAUAGAUUCAGAGACAAGCUGGCUGAUUUGCUGAACACAGAGCGAGACAACGUUGAUGUGUUCAGUGUACAGUUACGACGUAAACACCCUCCACUCACAGAUGUGCGGUUUUCCGCUCACGGCUCCCCCUACUACAAGCCCGUCAAACUAAAUGGGCUAGUGCUCAUGCACAGGGAAGAGAUCGAGAAGGAUGUCGGAAUCAACAUUACAAUGGUCGGAAUUGACGAGUGCCUUUAUGAGAACCAGAACUGCGAGGGCAGUUGUACCAACACGCUGGAUAUCAGUAAUUUGCCGUACAUGGUGAACGCGAACAAGACAGCGUUGGUGGGUGUGAGAGUGGACGUGAUCGCAGAGUGUACGUGUGGAGCCAGGAACUUCACCAAGGGAGAGUCCUGUAGAAGCAACCCCUGUCACAACGGAGGACGCUGUGUGGAGGGCAGAUACGGACUGACGUGUUCGUGUCCGAGCGGCUACUCAGGUCCAAGGUGUCAGCAGACGGCUCGUAGUUUCAGAGGGAACGGCUGGGCGUGGUAUCCACCGCUGGAAAUGUGUGAUACUUCUCACCUCAGUCUGGAGUUUAUCACCAGGAAGGGUGAUGGUCAGCUGCUCUACAACGGCCCCAUCGUCCCUCCCGAGCCUGAGGAAGCCAUGGUGUCAGAUUAUAUAUCUCUGGAACUCGAGAGAGGGCAACCUCGAUUGUUGAUUGACUUUGGUUCUGGAACUUUAGAACUCAAAGUGAAGACAAAGAAGAGUUUAGAUGACGGAGAAUGGCACAGAAUAGACAUCUUCUGGGACACUGAGAACGUGCGGCUGGUAGUGGAUUAUUGCAAGUCAGCUGAUAUUUCUGAGCUGGAGGAUGGAACGCCCCCAGAGUUUGAUGACUCAAGCUGUCAGGCUCGCGGUACGAUCCCUCCGUUUAACGAGUACCUUAACGUCAACACACCACUACAGCUUGGUGGCAGAUACGUUCAGGAGUUUGAUCCUACUCUGUACCACUGGCAGGCCAUGCCCUAUGGUAAGGGCUUCGAUGGCUGUAUCAGGAAUCUCUUCCACAACAGCAAAUUAUAUGAUCUGGCACAUCCUGGCCUGUCGCGGAACAGUGUGUCUGGAUGUCCACAGACAGACGAAGUGUGUAACAGUCAGGAAGCGACGUUCCGCUGCUGGGAACACGGAGUCUGCGUGGGAAGUCUGUCUGAGGCGAGAUGUCAGUGCCUUCCUGGUUUUACCGGGCCCGCUUGUAACACUCCCACGAUACCGACUACCUUCAAGCCGCAGAGCUACGUCAAGUAUGCACUCAGCUUUGAGCCGGACAGAUUCUCUACCCAGAUACAGCUGAGGUUCCGGACGAGGGAGGAGCACGGAGAACUGUUCAGGGUUAGCGAUCAGCACAACAGAGAGUACGCAAUAUUAGAGAUAAAGGAUAGCAAGCUACACUUCCGCUACAACCUCAACAGCUUGCGAACAGAGGAGAAGGACAUCUGGUUGAGUGCCAUCACUGUAGACGACGGACAGUGGCACGUGGCCAAGGUAUCUCGCUACGGUUCCUCUGCCACACUGGAGCUAGAUGGAGGUGAAGGUCGAAGGUACAACGAGAGUUUCACAUUCGAUGGACACCAGUGGCUCCUAGUGGAUAAACAGGAAGGUGUUUACGCAGGAGGGAAGGCAGAGUACACAGGUGUUCGCACCUUCGAGGUGUACGCUGACUACCAGAAAGGUUGUUUGGACGACAUAAGACUGGAGGGCAAGCACUUGCCGCUUCCUCCCGCCAUGAACGGCACUCAAUGGGGCCAGGCCACCAUGGCUCGGAACUUGGAGAAGAACUGUCCUUCAAACAAACCUUGCGCCAAUGUCAUCUGUCCAGACCCCUUCGAAUGUGUUGACCUGUGGAACGAAUACGAGUGCACCUGUGGGGAGGGGAGGAUAGUCUCACCUGACGGGAAGGGCUGCACAGACAAGAACGAGUGUCUAGACAGCCCUUGCCGCAACGGAGGUGUUUGUAUCAACCAAGACCCGAGACUCAGGUAUCGCUGUGUCUGUCUCGACGGGUUCUGGGGCGAGAACUGUGAGCUGGUACAGGAGGGCCAGACACUCAAGUUGGGGAUGGGGGCUCUCGCUGCCAUUCUCGUCUGUUUACUCACCAUUCUCAUUCUCGUAUUGGUAUUCGUGGUGUACAACCGUCGUAGGGAGGCUCACAUCAAAUACCCUGGACCAGACGAUGACGUCAGAGAGAACAUCAUCAACUACGAUGAUGAAGGCGGUGGAGAGGACGACAUGACAGCGUUCGACAUAACUCCGCUGCAGAUCCCUAUUGGAGGGCCGUUACCGGAGAUGGCACCCAAAUUAGCAUUUCCUCCUCUAGGGCAAGAACCAAAUGUGGGCAUUUUCAUUGAAGAACACAAAAAACGGGCAGAUUGUGAUCCAAACGCUCCGCCAUUUGACGACCUGAGAAACUACGCUUAUGAGGGAGGUGGCAGUACGGCAGGAUCUCUAUCUUCGUUAGCUUCAGGCACCGAUGACGAGCAGCAAGAUUACGAUUACCUCGGUGCUUGGGGCCCGCGGUUUGACAAGUUAGCAGACAUGUACGGACCGGAUGGGGAGAGUGAAGAAGAGGAGGAACAAUAAGCAAGAGACAGAAUAAGAAUCAAAAUGAGAGAAAGAAGAUUGCGCCGCCAGUUCUAGUCACUCCCUCUCAGGACUUUAGUCGUGUAUAUUGUGUUCUUCUUCCGACAUAACUGUAGUGGCACCAUGCACCUACCGUAUUGUAUUUAUACAGGAAACCUUUAGUUAGUCGUACUCAGCUGUUUGUACAAAGUCUGUGUAGCCACCGUAUUUGUAUUUGUGGGAAAUAUGUCUUUGUUAUUAUUAUCGGUAAGUAGAGAUAAUGUAAAUAGAGGUGUGAAGUUUUGAAGACACCUUGGGGUGCUAAGCUAUCGGGAUGUUAAUGAGAAUUACAUUCCAUAUCUAAAUACAGGCAUCAAUCAAAUUUGAGACUUUGAGUUUUCCUCAUGUUGAGGUAGUGCCAUUGUACAUUUGAGGCGGAUGUUUAACUAUUUAUUGAGGCCUAGUCGAAUUAAGAUCGCCGGUCGAGUAAGAUUAUUCGCCUAUUUUUCCACAAAGAUAUUAGGACGAGUGUCUCCCUUGCUCGUAAGUUAUGAUUUAGAAUUAUUUAAUUACGUGUCAUGUUCCUUAGUGAAAUUUUAUUGUGUUUACCUUAGUUUUAAGCUCUCGUUCACCACAAGGUUUUGUACAUGGUUCUAGGUUAAAAUAAUUUAUUUUAUCUUUGCACUCGACACAAUGCAAAGGGUGUUUUUAUUCUAUCUGUAUAAAUUGCUUUAUUAGUUUAAUAGAUUUUUUUUGUGUGAGUGAGUGAAUACAAAUUUUUGGUGACGGAGAAAGGACUACAAACUCCAUUGCCAUUGACUCUGCUCAAAUUACCUGAUAUUACGUUUUACAACUCAGCUGAACUCCUUUGUUUGGUUUAUGCAUCGCAGUAGAUAAAUAUGUCUCACAACCGACGUUUUACGUUUUAAAUUACCGAACAUAUAUACCACAGGACCCCAUCCAACCUAACAUUGUUUGAUGAAAGUGUCAUAUUAUUUAUGUAACUGUGGAACUCAUACAAUCAACAUUUUGUACAUCACUUUGUCAUAUUGAAUCAGACAAUGCACUUGUGUUACUUGGCGUUCUGUGUCAUGUGUCCUGUACUUAUAUUUGUAAGCCACAGUAUCAAAAGUUAUUGGAACAGUUUUGUAUCAGAAAUCAGUGUAAUAUUCAAUAAGUGACGUCAAAGGUUGUCUGAAUUAAAUCUUCAAAUUUAUUUUAUGGAUGUUCUAACUACUUGACGAAUAAAACUGUUUUGUAUUCUAUUUUUAAUACCCGUGACAGUGUUCAUGCGAACAACAAUAUAUGCUAUGGGACUGCUCAAAUGUUCUUUGUAUACAUUACGAUGUAGUGCACCAUUCUUAUUGAGCCUAAGUUAAGCUAGAACAAGCGGUGCGGUGGCUGGUUACACUGCCAUUCCAACAAGCAACCGAGAUAGCAAUAUGGAUCUGACUUUGUCAUUCAUUUCAGUUUCAAAUAACUCAUCGUUCAUUACUCCCUAACAGGUAGUUCUUUGAUUACAACAUCGUGAAGAACAAUAAUGUACAUAUAUUAUUUCAUAAACGUUAGUUCCUACCUUUAAAUUUUAGUUUUAGUAUUUGAUUUUACAUUUACAUUAAUUUUUCACCUCUAUCGGUUACUUUGGCAGUUUUUACACCAAACAUCACAGCAGUCAAAUUUUGAGAAUUAGAUCUCUCACCUACAGAUAGAUAAAACUAUCUUAUUCUUUUAUAAACCGAUUUAAUUUUACGCUUUUGAAACUUUCAGUAAUGACAAUGUACAUACGAUUCUAUUUGGUUUUGAAACUCUGCAUUUAAUGUUAAUUAAACAGUAGUUACUUUUAAUAACUCACAACACCUUGUAAAAACAUGGACUAAAACACAUUUUUAAAAUAAUUAUAGGUGUAAGUGUACAUAAUUUUAACAAUGACUAUUUUGUGCAUUGUUUUUGAAGUUGAUGUUUUUUAUCUGCAUUUAAUCUGUUUGUACAUGCAUUAUUAUAUGAAAACGCAACCGAUCGAAAGCUAGAGCAAACAUAGAGUAUAUUGUUGUGUUAUGGCAUUAGAGUUACCCCUUGUAUAGUUUUCAGUUAUACAUUGACUGCCUAACCAUAGAGACUGAAUUCCCUGUUUGUUUUUGUUGAUGAACAGUUUCGUUUGAUAUGUUUGCUGCUGCAUUUUUUAUUUAAUAUUACUUAAUCCUAUGUCAUUGUUACGUGCAGCAUUCCUAGGUGUACUCAUUACAAAUUAGGACACUGAUAUUAUUUAUUUUUAUAUUAAGUAUGAGUGUGUUUGGUUCGUACUUUGUGUGUUUUGUACAAUUAUUUUUACGUUCAGCUGUGAUUUACCCCUCUAGCUGUAUAGUUUCGACAUUGAAAAAUAAUAAUAAAUUCUCACACCUACUGAA
Macrosteles quadrilineatus (aster leafhopper) is the source of this 11606-nucleotide messenger RNA. It is a transcript of the gene CadN, whose product is annotated as neural-cadherin. The transcript is spliced from 43 exons. Lineage: Eukaryota; Metazoa; Arthropoda; Insecta; Hemiptera; Cicadellidae. Gene Ontology annotation, biological process: homophilic cell-cell adhesion; multicellular organism development; adherens junction organization. The coding region runs from base 172 to 9222 and encodes 3016 amino acids. Gene Ontology annotation, cellular component: catenin complex; plasma membrane; adherens junction. Gene Ontology annotation, molecular function: cadherin binding; calcium ion binding. The record is from RefSeq and is a predicted model, not a curated record.